GUUGUGUUCAUAUGGAAAGGCACUGGUCAAGAGCCAGUGAGGCUCUGUGUACUGGGGACUGAGCACAAGUUAGUCAGACCAUCACUGAGGAGCUUUGUUGGGAAGGAUACCCCCCUCUCCUUCCUAGAGAACACACAUACUUGUCCUCUAUUCUCUUCUCACCCCCACCCCCUGCCACCCCAGGCCAAUGGGAUAUACAAAUGAUCCCCUUACCUCAUUGGCUGGAGGUCUGAGGACCACAGAUGACCUCAGAGCACUGGCCCUUUAAGAGUGCCCUUUGGGCUCUGUGCCCACAGCCCCCUGUUCUGAGCACAGAGGCCCCAGGUCCUGCUCAAUGGGGCCACCAGUCUCUGGGGAAGCUGUGCCUGCCUGGCUCGGACACUGACCACAUCAUCUUUGCCAACCCUGAAGUGAGUAUGUCCCCAGGCCUACCUGGGCACCAGGCCUCUCACCUAGAGACUGUCCUUCGACACCUGCUGUCUGCUCUCUGCUGUGGAAUCUUCACACUUCUGUACUCUGCCCCACUCCCACCCUGGCUGGCCUAUGCCCUCACAGCUAUCACCUCAGAAAGAUAAGUAACUUUCCCCCUUACCUCUUCUCUUACAUCCACUUCUCCCUGGACACUUCUUGUCAUUCUCUCUUAGUGUCUCACCAGCUCCUUCCCUACCAAGGACCAGUUCCUUAAAUUUGUGUCUUUGUUCCUAUUCCCUCUGUCCUCCCAGAGGUAGAGGCAAAAAUUCUUUCCUGGGACAAUGAGAGCGAGAGGCUUUGUGCUUCUUCCCACCUGUUUGGGUAGAACCUGGGGGUCUGAACUGUGGGUAGGAAAGAGGGCUACCUGGGCCUGGGGCAUCAAAAUGGAAUCAAACUGCAAGCGUGGUGAUGAGCGCUCCCUGCCUUGCCCUGUCUGGGGAUGGGAUGAGGCUGUGGGAAUGGGGAGCUGGGCCGGAGCGCAGGAUUUCCAGGCUGAGAAGGCUCUCUGAGGUCAUCUAGCUAGGGGUUCCUAAGGUGUGCUCUGAACACAUGCUCCAUAAUUGAUAACAGGGAAGAGAGCUCCUUGGUGACAAAAACUUGGGACACUCUGUGUUAAAGUGGAACCGAAGGACUUCUUAUGCUAAUAUGCUGCUAUGCCUUGUGAAUCUGCAAGAGGUGGGCAUAGGAGGCUGUAUUUCUCAAAAUUUCUGAGCACAGACCUCUUCUUGGGCAUUUCUCAGAAUUGAGUGUUCCAUAGAACACACUUUGGGAAAGUCUAAUUGCCCUCAUUGAACAAAAAACUAAGGUCAGAAAGGGGGAGGUGAUCUGCCCAAGUUCACAGAACACAGCAGGUUCUGAAUAGGAGGAAAAUCAGUCUUGGUAAGUUCCAGUUGGAGAGGCUGGCCUUGGGGAUAGAUGGUCACCACUCAGUCCUGGUCUUUCUAGAAUGGAUUCUAGGACGUUCUUUUUUUCAUUGGAAAGUCUCUUGCUUCUAUAAAAGGGAUUCAUUGCUUGGGUAGUUCACACAACAGAUGCGUACUGAGGGUCUUCCAUGUGCAAGGUAUUGGCCCGGGUGUUCUGAGAGACAGAGAUGUACAAUAGCACAUUAUCCUUGAUAUCUUAAACUUCGCAACCAACUUGCCUUCCCACUGUCCUAAAAUACACACAUACUCUGUCAGAGUUAAUUAAGCAAUUUUUUUAAAUUGCUUGGAAAUGGAUGAUGCCUCUUGAGACGACAGAGCCUCUCAGCAUGUCCCAGCACUAGGGCUGAAGCAUACUGUAUUGCUCUUGUUUUUCAUAGACAUCACCCAGAGGCACCAGUAGGGCCAGGGGCUGUGCUGCCCUGUUCCUUGUUCAGGUCCUUAGGCUGCUGUGCCCCUGUCAGGAGCCCCUCUACCCAAACAUUACCCUCUUCCCCUCACCCCCACCCCCAGCCUGGAGGUGACUAAGCAGGGAACAAGGCUGCGCUCUCACUCUGGCUUUCCAGAACUCUGGCUCCAGGGCACUUGGGCUUUGGAAGAAGCAGGUUUUGGUGAAGGGAGCUGUCAGGCAGCCUCCAGGUGCUCCAGACCUCUCCUAUUUUUUCCAGGUGCACCCCUCCCAACCCAGCCUCAGAAUGGCACUGCCCCCCAGCCCCCUGGCCAUGGAAUAUGUUAAUGACUUUGACUUGAUGAAGUUUGAGGUAAAGCGGGAGCCCCCUGAGGGGCGAUCUGGCCCCCCCAUAGCCUCACUGGGCUCCACACCCUAUAGCUCUGUGCCUCCUUCGCCCACCUUGAGUGAGCCAGGUGUGGUGGGGGCCACUGAGGGCUCCCGGCCAGGCCUUGAGGAGCUGUAUUGGCUGGCUACCCUGCAGCAGCAGCUGGGGGCUGGGGAGGCACUGGGGCUGAGUCCUGAGGAGGCCGUGGAGUUGCUGCAGGGCCCAGUCCCUGCUGAGGGGCCUCAAGGCUACUACCCAGGAAGUCCAGAGGAGACAGGAGCCCAGCAUGACCAGCUGGCCGAUCGGUUUUCGGACGCGGCGCUGGUGUCGAUGUCUGUGCGGGAGCUCAACCGGCAGCUGCGGGGCUGCGGACGCGACGAGGCGCUGCGGCUGAAGCAGAGGCGCCGCACGCUGAAGAACCGCGGCUACGCGCAGGCCUGCCGCUCUAAGCGGCUGCAGCAGCGGCGCGGGCUGGAGGCCGAGCGCGCCCGCCUACUCGCCCAGCUGGAUGCGCUACGGGCCGAAGUGGCCCGCCUGGCCCGGGAGCGCGACCUCUACAAGGCUCGCUGUGACCGGCUGACGUCGAGCGGCCCUGGGUCCGGGGAUCAGGCCCACUUCUUCCUCUGAGCCGCUUGAUCAGGGCCGCAGGGUGGUGGUGGUGGUGUGGGUGGAUGGAGGGCACCACCCAGGAGGCGGCUACAUCACUCACCAGAUCGUUAUCCAGCGUCUUCUGGGACCAGGCACUCCACUGUAUGGCCACACAAAUAUCCCCAAACUUCCUGCACCCUCAAGACACGCCCGGAGGUUAGGUGCUGUCGUUUUCUGGGAAAGAGGUCCGUGACCUCCCCUCCCCUCGUGCAGGCCAUACACUGAAAACCUCCACCUCCUGCCCCACCCAUAUCACCAGACACAGAUCUGCAGGGCCAGAGCCAGGCAAGGCAGAUAGACUGGGGGUGGGGGAGUAGGGGAGGGGUGGAUGGUGGCUGGGUAACGAAGUAAAUGGUGUCCUGGGAGGGAGUGGUGCAACUCUGCCCUCAAUUUACAUUUUUAAUUCAAGGUUUUCAACCUAUAGUGCUUUAAGGUGGUAAUUAGCAAGGAGGCUGUAUUUUCAUUCUGAAGCUUGUGGUCUCCCCGUUUUAGAACUACGGCAUUUUCAAGAUUUCAAUUCCCAACUGUAAGGCAGACUUUAUCCAAGAGGCUUUCACCCUACCCAGCCCAGCAGCCCCCCGGGGCCCAGAGCUUCAGCAAAGUCUUGACAAAGUCUUGCUCUGGGAGUGGUUGGUGUGGCUGGGAGAGAGCCCUGGGCAGGAGUCUGGAGACUGGGCGCUUGUUCCAGCUCUGCCACUGGAUCUCUCUGUCACCCGGAGCAGAUCCUUGCUUCAUGGGCCUCAGUUGCCUCACCUAAUCCUCAUUUGGAUUAGAUACCUUCUUACACCUUUCCAGUUCUUUCUCAUUCUAGUGUGGGAGCCCCAAUGGCCUCUCCAAGAAUCCCCCCAAAAGAACAUCCCAUUCUGCUUCAGCUUCCUGAGAGGGCCUACCCUUUGGGCAAGUGGCCCAGGUGAGGAAGUGUGGCUGCACCCAGAGCACACCCGCUGCUCCUGUGCUGCUUGCUCCAGGCUGCCUCUUCUUCCAGACCUGCACAGACCCUGUGACCUUGUGCCUCUCCAAGGGCUGAGGUGAGACUUUUCCCAGAAUGAGAAGAAGCUGAGAGAGAGCAGCUAUUGUGAAUUAAACUUGAAGUUCAGGCGGAACUCUAAUACUAUUGGCUAAAUGCUCUCGCAAUUAAAGAAGUAUUCAUUCUUUAUUCCUUCUCUAGGCUACUGUUUCUCUCUCUUUGUGUGUGUGUGUGUGUGUGUGUGUGUGUGUGUGUGUGUGUGAGAGAGAGAGAGAGAGAGAGAGAGUGAUAUGAAGUGGAAUGCUCCUACCUGGUGCUGAGUUGCUAUCUCAAUUCUGGAGUGCCAAUGAAAAUGGGGUGGAGUGAUGGGGAUUGGACCAGAUGGAGCCUCCCUCCUCCCACCACCACCACGUGGAAGCCCUGGAACAGUGGCCCAGCCAGUGGCUAUCUGAGAGGCUUCACAGUUGCCAUGGUAACCCAGCGUUUAGCUGGGCAACCUAAGGGAAGGGUGAGUGGGGGCUCUGGGCAGAGCAGAGGCACCAAGCUGGAGCAGGCACUGAGCUAGGAGCAAACACCUCACCAGCCACUGUCUUGAUCCUCUAAAGGACAUAAUAAACGGGCAAGUGUGGGGGAAGAGACCCCAUAUGUCCCUCUUCCUUUCUGUCCCCUCUAGCCACCCCCUUCCCAGCUGUCUCUUCUCUUCCCAUCACAGUUCUCAUUCCCUCCUCCCCCUCCUCUGCCCAGCUCAUUCCUCCUCCACUCAGGAGCCUGUGACGGGUGUCCUCUCUGCCAUCUCUCUCAGAGUUUCUCUCCCUUCCCCACCAUAUCUGCUGCUGGCUAUUUUCUCUGGCUCGGGGUCCUCACUCUGAGGGGCUCACAGAACCUUUACCUCCUCACUCCACUUCCACACUCGUAGUUGAAGGGAGAGGAUGGGGCAGAAAGGGGUUCCUCCAGAAGCCCAGCUCUUCUUCUCUUGAUCUGAAUUGCAUCCAUGUGCUUGCCUGCUCUUGGACCCACUAUUGCUUUUGCACACCUGCCUUACCUGACUGAGGCCCUGCUUGGCACACAUGGCAGAGAUGCCCAUCCACAGACCUAUACACCUGAACAAACAACUAGGGCACGUAUACAUACACCGGGGCCUUGAGAUGAGGGUCAUAUAGGUACACCUCAAACAGGUGCUACACACUAGAGUGAUUAAGAGUGUGGGCACUGGGGUCAGAUAGGCCUGGGCUCAAGUUCCAGUUCUGCCAGUUCUUUGGCCAUGGGUGAGUUAAAAUCAAGCCUCACUUGCUUUGUCAGAAAAAUGGGGGAAAUAACAGUACCCACCUAAUGAGAGUGAAUGCAUUUAAAGGAUUCAGCACAAAGCCUGACACAUGCUAACCCAAGUUUGCUGUUUUUGUUGAUGUUAUCAAUAAGAGUACACAAUCACUUCCUGAAGCAUUAAGUCCACAGUCAUGUAGAGAGGCAGGGAUUUACAGAGCAUGAACAUACAUACCCACUCGCCCAGGAAAACCAGGCUAUGAAGCCCUUGAAUGCCUGCUCUAUGUCCUUAAUUCACCAGUAGUUCAGACCUGCCGCCCUCCUCAGUGCCUCAAUACUCUUUCUCAGCCCACCCCACAGCUGUGUGGGGGCCGGGGCUCAGCCCCUGGGGGGUGCAGCUGGGCUUCUCUGGAGAUGGCUGUAAGAGGGCAUCAGCCUGCCCCCUUGACAGCCCCUCAUUACCCACCCCCAUCUCCUGUAAUUAACCCCCAUGGUGCCUGGACCCCCCUGGGGUUGGGGGAUGAGGGUGGGGGCUCCUCAGAUCCCAUCAACACAUAGUUGGGGGAGACUGCAGAGACAGCAGACUGCCUGGGGAGCUCUGGCUCAGAUUUCAAAGGAUGCUGGUCCUCAUUUCUCACCAUAUGUGUGUGUAUGGGGGGGUAGUACCGUAGACUGCCAGUGGGCAUCUGAAGCAUAAUGGAUAGAUAGAGGCUGAGCUGCUUAGAAUAGUUUCCUUUAUUAACGGCCAGAAAGUCAGGAUCACUGAAGGAAGUCACCAAGGGGCCACAUGGCUGAGGGGUGUGGGGCCUGGGGAGGUGGGGACAGGGCCCACCAUACACUUCCAGGACCCAGAGGAGCACAGCUUGUCCAAGAGGCAGAGGCACUGGUCACUCGAGUCACAAGGGUCCGGACAGGCACCUGGGAAGGAGUGAUAUAGUCAUAAACACCUUCUGCACCACACCCGGCCAAGCUGAGCCCACCUGACAUCCCCUAGUCCCCACCUCCUUGGGCCCUCCCGACUCACUGAGAGGCUGAGAGAGUGUUGUCCGGUGGGUGGCGUCAUGGGCUAGGGCUGGAGGUCUUGGCCGGUGUGCAGGGCCUGGGAGCCCCAGGACUGAUGCCCUGGCUGGCGUAGUACUCCACCACCUGCCGCGGCACCUCUGCCAGGACGCACUUAGCUAGCGCGGAGGGUGGGGCCUGGGGGUGGAAACCGAGACUUGGUUCAGAGCAUGACUGAGGGAGCCCAGGUCAGGGAGGGAGAGGCGGAGUUUUGGGAUGGUCCUUCUCUGGAACCAACCUAGUGGGAGAGACAGGUCAGAUUUGGGGGCACGAGGAGCUGAGGAGUUCUUUGGCAGGGAGGGGGCGCCAGGCACUCACAUCCUUGAAGUCCCUGAAGGGCACGAACUGGACGAUGUCACGGGCCGCGGGCACCCCUCGGGGGCAG
Messenger RNA from Loxodonta africana (African savanna elephant), 6486 nucleotides. It is a transcript of the gene NRL, whose product is annotated as neural retina leucine zipper. Lineage: Eukaryota; Metazoa; Chordata; Mammalia; Proboscidea; Elephantidae. Gene Ontology annotation, biological process: regulation of transcription by RNA polymerase II; retinal rod cell development. Bases 2087 to 2794 code for a protein of 235 amino acids. The record is from RefSeq and is a predicted model, not a curated record. Gene Ontology annotation, molecular function: RNA polymerase II cis-regulatory region sequence-specific DNA binding; DNA-binding transcription factor activity, RNA polymerase II-specific. The transcript is spliced from 2 exons. Gene Ontology annotation, cellular component: nucleus.